GAUUUUAAUGAUGAUGGUGCGUUAAUUGUGGACGUUUUCUUUUCAUGUCAAAAUACAAAAGUGCUCAUACAAAUUAUUAUCAACAUUUUUGGAAUAACUAAAAGGAAACGAAAAAAUCAAACCCAGUUUUUGGAAAUGAACUAUGAGAGGAAAUAUCUACUUGAUACACAUUAUGUAACCAGCAAACGUGACUAUUAUCAUUACCAUCAUCACAAUGCGCCCAAAAACAGGGCACAACUCAAGAAAAUCAUCGUCAUAUUCGUAUUCAUAUGCUUCUUCUCGUACGUCUUCAUCGAUUUCAAUCUCAAGACCAAAAUUAAUCGACUCAAAGACAGAUUUGAUUUCUCACCAAAAGUCGAUGCCUUACCCGAGAACAUCAGCCAGGCGUAUUUCGUCGAUACGCCUGGCUGUCGAAUGCCCAGUUUCAAUGUAGUCGAUGAUACCAUCCUGCAGUAUAUGUUUCGAAUACCGAAAUUCACUUGCAAUAAAGCACUUAUCAGGUCGGUUGGAAACGAAGGGCUGGCUCUUAAUAUUCAGAAAAGCGAGUUCAUCGAAUUGUACAACAUAACCAAUCCAGAGAAGAUUUCCUGUUACUACCAAGAAUUUCAACGAAGAACCGAUUCGAAAAACGAUUUUGCACAGCAUCGAUAUGAGCUAAAUUUGACUCCGAACGAAGUGAUCAAAGUGUCAAAUGCAGAAUUCGUGAAGGUAGUUUGUCAGUACAACGAUGCCAAACCGUUCUACAAGGACUUUCACUUCUUUGCCGUUCCGAAGGGAGUCGAAAAACCCGCCACCACAACGAUCAAUAGUUUCGAGUUCGAUGACAGUUCGAAGAACCAGCGGACAAGUUCAAUUCCCAUCACACGAACCGAGAGGAAACUGUCAGUUAUGAUCAUAGGAAUCGAUAGCGUGUCGAGAUUGAACUUCCUGAGGCAGAUGAACCGAACUGCGGGAAUGGUAAGGGAUAGCCUGAAUACCGUCGAGUUUAUAGGCUACAACAAGGUUGGUGAUAACACCUAUCCGAAUCUGGUGCCAGCUUUGAGUGGCUUGGAAGAGAGUGAGCUCAAUCUGGCUUGCCUAGCGCCCAUUCAUGGACGGAAUGUCAGUUACGACAAAUGUCCAUUCAUUUGGAAGAAGUACAAAGAAGCUGGCUUCAGAACGGUUUUCGCCGAAGACGUAGCAAAUCUGGGCUUGUUUAACUAUUUUCGAACUGGUUUUACCGAACAACCGACCGACUAUUACCUUCGACCGGUUCUGAUCGAAAUGGAGAAGUACAUUGCGUACAAGAAGAAAGCCAACAUGCGACUUUGCUUGGGUGGAAGACGUGCUGUUGAUGUAGUUCUCGAGUUUAUCAAGAAACUCAUACCGUUUUUCAAACGCGAUAUGUUCUUUUCGUUCUUCUGGAUGGCUUCAUUGACGCACGAUUUCUUUAAUAUGCCAUACUUGUUGGACGAGGACGUUGUUGAGCUCUUCGAUGAGUUACGCAUGUCAGGUGUCUUAGACCGCACGAUUGUCUUUUUAAUGAGCGAUCACGGCCUGCGUUGGGGAUCAUUCCGAAAAACCUACCAAGGUAUGAUGGAGGAACGACAACCUCUGCUGGUGAGCAUCUUUCCAGAUUGGUUUGCUCAGCGAUACCCAUUGGCGGUGGGAAAUUUACGUGAAAACGCCAAGAAACUAACAACUCACUACGACUUGCAUGCCACCUUCCUUGACCUCCUCGAUUUGUCAAGUUUGGAGUCAAACAUGCUCGAACUUAGAGCAUCGGAACUCAAGGAAUCCGACACGAUUCCUCGAGGGAUCAGCUUGUUCCUGCCGGUGCCAGUAACAAGAACCUGCGAAAACGCUGGCAUUGCCUCCCAUUGGUGUACCUGUCAUCAGAAACAAACUCUUCUCACCAAUGACGCUCGGGUGCAACGCGCAGCUCGGUACAUUGUCAAACUGAUAAAUGACAAACUUAAACCCUAUCCACAGUGUCGUAUGCUUUAUCUAAAUUCGAUUGCAGAAGCAAUUAUCGGUGCUUCGAAUCAGAAAAUCCUGAAAGAAGUCACCACGGAUUAUCUUAUUGAUAUUACGGUUCGUGUUCAAACGAAACCGGGUCUUGGGGAGUUCGAGUCAACCGUCCGAAUGUCUUCGUACACAACACACCUCACGGGGACCAUUAGUCGCAUCAAUAUGUACGGCAGUCAAAGUUAUUGCAUAGACGACUAUACACUUAAGAUGUUUUGCUAUUGUCAUAGAUAAGGCAUUGUUGGUAUAUAAGGUAAUAAUAUACAAAUUAAAAAUUAGUUAAGGUUAUAAACAAUUUAAAAAAAAUUAAGAUAAGCGUAUACCAAUUUACAUAUAUAAGUGAUUCGGAAGUCUGACCAUGUUUGUUUUUAAGUUAAAAAUUUUAAGACAAAAAAGUUUCGGUAAAAAAUAAGUCUUGGCUUGAUUUGUUUUAUAAAUGAAAAGAGAGUCUGACAGCUAAAAACUGUCUGCGGAAGUGACCUCGAGUUGACAGGUAAACAAAUACAAAUAAAAAGCAUUUUCAAAUCUGAGUAAUAAACGGGAUCAAGCCUUAAACAAAACAAUUCAGUUCACCUAUCCCGAUCUGGUGUCAUUGCCAUCCAUCAGUUUCGUAACCACACCUGUCCACCAUAGUCUAUCAAGCUUAAUUUGUGUCAAAACUUAUGCUUCAAAAAAGAUAAUGAGCUUGUCCAGACGACAUAAGGGACUUGAAAGUUAGGCAAGUUUCUGGUAUCUGAUUGGCCAGCUGCCAAAAAAUGCCUUCCAAUUAAGGCAACUUUGUUGGAAAGUUGACUGGAAAGUUAGUCAAGAAAAAUCGCCCUAAACAUUAAGUCAAGUCAUCUUAUUCCAAAAUGACAACUGAUCAUGUUUUUUCAUUUAAGUGAAAACUGAGCUUUACUACUUUAUAAUUUAUUUAUUUGUUGCACAAUUUCAUUUAAUGUUUUCUUCUUUCAAGAUGUUGUCUGCUAUCAAUUUAUUGGAAAUGACAUUUGAUUAUCUAUCAACACCUCUAUUUGAAAGGCAACUAGCUUUGUGAAUGGAAAAUUACCCUAGAAAGCUAGUCAAUCCGGAACUGUCAUUUUAAUGACAAAUACAAAUAUAAUAAAAUAAGAAACAUUUGUGUUUUCAGAAUUUUAAAUAGUUUUUUUAUUCUUUUUAAAUUCAAUUAAACCAAAUAGAAGAUAUAAUAUGAUU
Messenger RNA from Eupeodes corollae, 3201 nucleotides. RefSeq lists its product as uncharacterized. The record is from RefSeq and is a predicted model, not a curated record. The coding region runs from base 136 to 2241 and encodes 701 amino acids. The transcript is spliced from 2 exons. NCBI's taxonomy places the organism in Eukaryota, Metazoa, Arthropoda, Insecta, Diptera, Syrphidae.